Messenger RNA from Symphalangus syndactylus (siamang), 4791 nucleotides. RefSeq names its product MHC class I polypeptide-related sequence B (gene MICB). Lineage: Eukaryota; Metazoa; Chordata; Mammalia; Primates; Hylobatidae. Gene Ontology annotation, biological process: immune response. Gene Ontology annotation, cellular component: external side of plasma membrane. The record is from RefSeq and is a predicted model, not a curated record.
AAGGUUGUGAGGCUAACAAAGAAGAAAGGGACGCAGUUCCUGAUCCUGGAGGGUUCAUAGUCUAAUGAGGGAGGAGGGUAGAAGAUGGUAGGUGACAGCUGGGUGUGGUGGCACUCGCCUGUAGUCCCAGCUACUCAAGAGGCUGUGGUGGGAGGAUUGCUUGAGCCCAGGCAUUGGAGGCUGCAGUGAGCUAUAAUCACUCUGCUGCAUUCCAACUGAGUGACACAGCAAGACUCCUCUCUUAAAAAAAAAAUAAAAUAAAUGAAAAAAAUAAGAUUCAAGACAGGGCACAGUCGGUGCCAUCAGGAAGGUUCAAAACACGGGCUAGAUCAGUAGUUCUAAAACUUGACUACACAUCGGAAUCACGUAGGGAGCUUUAAAAGAUACUAAGGUUUAGGUCCAACCUGGGUUUACUGAUUUAACUGGUUGUGGCUGUGGCCUGGGAACAUGGAUAUUAAAAAUUCUCCAGGUAGUUCUACUCAGUAGCUAGGUUUGAAGACCACUGCCUAGAUGUCCCAAUGACUAAGAAUGUGCGCUGGGGACAAGCCAAUUCUCUUAGUAGAAAGAGGCUUUCCAGACAGAAUUCUUAUUAUUGAGAACUGAGAAUUCAUAUGCCACUCACAAUUUAUUGUUUUAAAGUGUACAGAUCAGUGGCUUUUAACAUAAUCACAAGGUUGUGCCACCAUCACUGCUAUCUACUCGGGAAAAUUUUCCUCCUUUUUUUCUUUUUUUUUUUUUUGAAACGGAGUCUUGCUCUGUUGCCCAGGCUGGAGUGCAGUGGCACAAUCUCAGCUCACUGCAAGCUCCGCCUCCCGGGUUGACCCCAUUCUCCUGCCUCAGCCUCCCGAGUAGCUGGGACUACAGGCACCCACCACCACGCCCAGCUAAUUUUUUUGUAUUUUUAGUAGAGACGGGGUUUCACUGUGUUAGCCAGUAUGGUCUCGAUCUCCUGACCUCAUGAUCUGCCCGCCUCGAGCUCCCAAAGUGCUGGGAUUACAGGUGUGAGCCACCGCGCCGGGACCCUUUUUCUUUUUUUUUUUUAAAGGCUAGUCACGUGAAACAGUGGGAGUGAAGAAGAAACAAAAACAUCUAUAAUUGGUUGUGAUCAAUUAGUCGUAAACACCACUGCACUCAGACCAGCCUAACUGGGAAGAUUUUAAGGAUAUGGUGUGGUCUGAUAGGUUCCAAGGCAGAGGUGACAGUAACCUGGAAGAGGGAGACUGCUUAGGCAGUGGUAUCCUGGUGGGAUAGGGUGAGGAGAUCCCAGAGCCCACGUGUACUGCAACCCUGGGGAGAUGUCACCAGAGAAAUGGGGGUGGUGCCAGACAGCAGAUUGUGGGAGCUAUGGUUUCCAUGGUAGAGUAGAAGCAUCCAUCAUGUGUGACAUUCAGCAGAUGGGUCGCUGUGGGUGGCUUGGAGCACUCUGGUUGUAACUGAGGCAGGCACAGUGUUUAGGAAGCCUGUGCAGUAAUCUAGGCUGAAGAGAGGGGAAAGCCUAGACUAAGAUUGUGGCUGUGGGAUUGAAAUAGCGUUAAAGGAGCUGACUUUGACUCCCGGAGAUGAAGGGGAAAGAGGAAAUCAGAAGGGACCAAGGAUGGUGAUGUUCUUAAGAGAAACUGAGGAGGAAGAGAGGAUGAUGUGGUGGGAGACGUGUAGAGAGCCUUUGUAGAUCUGUCACAUUGAAGGGGACUAUGAUCCCAGAGGUACAGAUGUCCUAAGGCAGGCUGGAAAAGAGAGUCUGGAGAGAGCUUGGUGUUGUAGUGAAGCAUGGGGAACCGCCUCGUCGGCCCUGUGAUCACCCAGGGACUGAAUAGAGAGGGGGCCCUGGGAGACCUCAGACACUUAGAGGAUAUAAGGGAGUGAAAGGGGGACCUGGCUUUGAGUCGAAGGGAGAAGGAGAUUAUGAAGCUGAAAGGUCUAAGAGAGUUUGUGGUCUGAGCGUUUCUACUGGGGCAAGUGCUUCUGAGAGGCAGAGGCGGCUGAGAUCUGGAAACAGGUCUGCAAAUCUGGUCACUGGUCUCAUUGCCAGUAACGCUGUGCGCUGUUGAGGGAGUGUAUUGGGAGAAAAACCACGCGUUGUCUGUCCUGGAAGGAACAAGCCAGUGGGAGCCGGCCUGAUGGGAGGACUGGCGAAAGCGGCUUGGUGAAGCCCGCGCUCCUUGGGGGUGGGAAUGCGGGGAUGGGGUCGUCGCGAUGCAGGGAGGGCGACAGGGUCCAGGCCGUGCUCAUAAGGUUGGAGCUGUACUCUCAGCUACUCGGGGCUGGUCCUUGAUUUUGGCUGCGCUUGCGCGCGCUCGCCCCUUUCUGGGUGCCAGGUCCCGCCUUCUAAAUCUCUCCAGGUCUCCAGGACGCUAGAAUUUUCCCUUCCGAAAGUGGCCCCGCCCUCUCCACUCGUGAUUGGCCCUAAGUUCCGGGCCUCAGUUUUCAUUGGAUAAACGGUCGCUGAGCGGGGCGCAGGCGACUACAUUUCCACUGUGUCUUCUCACUGGCUUCGCUCAGUUGGGCACUGCUGAGCAGCUGAGAAGGUGGCGACGUAGGGGCCAUGGAGCUGGGCCGGGUCCUGCUUUUUCUGGCCGUCGCCUUCCCUUUUGCACUCCUGGCGGCCGCCGCUGAGCCCCACAGUCUUCGUUAUAACCUCACGGUGCUGUCCCGGGAUGGAUCUGUGCAGUCAGGGUUUCUCGCUGAGGGACAUCUGGAUGGUCAGCUGUUCCUGCACUGUGACGGGCAGAAAUGCAGGACAAAGCCCCAGGGACAGUGGGCAGAAGACGUCCUGGGAGCUGAGACCAGAGACUUGACAGAGAACGGAAAGAACCUCAGGAUGACCCUGGCUCAUUUGAAGGACCAGAAAGGAGAGCCCCAGUCCUCCAGAGCUCAGAUCUUGGCUAUGAACGUCACGAAUUUCUGGAAGGGAGAUGCCAUGAAGACCAAGACACACUAUCGCGCUGUGCAGGCAGACUGCCUGAAGAAACUACAGCAAUAUCGAGAAUCCGGCAUAGUCCUGAGGAGAACAGUGCCCCCCAUGGUGAAUGUCACCCGCAGCAAGGCCUCAGAGGGCAACAUCACCGUGACGUGCUGGGCUUCUGGCUUCUAUCCCUGGAAUAUCACACUGACCUGGCGUCAGGAUGGAGUAUCUUUGAGCCACGACGCCCAGCAGUGGGGGAAUGUCCUGCAUGAUAAGAAUGGAACCUACCAGACCUGGGUGGCCACCAGGAUUCGCCAAGGAGAGGAGCAGAGGUUCACCUGCCACGUGGAACACAGCGGGAAUCACGGCACUCACCCUGUUCCCUUUUUUUCAGGGAAAGUGCCGGUGCUCCAGAGUCAGUGGACAGACAUUCCAUUUUUUUCUGCUGUUGCUGCUGCUGCUGCUGCUGCUAUUUUUGUUAUUAUUAUUUUCUAUGUCCUUUUGUGUAAGAAGAAAACAUCAGCUGCAGAGGGUCCAGAGCUCGUGAGCCUGCACGUCCUGGAUCAACACCCAGUUGGGACAGGAGACCACAGGGAUGCCACACAGCUGGGAUUUCAGCCUCUGAUGUCAGCUCCUGGGUCCACUGGUUCCACUGAGGGUGCCUAGACUCUACAGCCAGGCGGCCGGGAUUCAACUCCCUGCCUGGAUCUCACCAGCACUUUCCCUCUGUUGCCUGACCUAUGAAACAGAGAAAAUAACAUCACUUAUUUAUUGUUGUUGGAUGCUGCAAAGUGUUAGUAGGUGUGAGGUGUUUGCUGCUCUGCCACGUAGAGAGCCAGCAAAGGGAUCAUGACCAACUCAACAUUCCCUUGGAGGCUAUAUGAUCAAACAGCAAAUUGUUUAUCAUGAAUGCAGGAUGCGGGCAAACUCACGACUGCUCCUGCCAACAGAAGGUUUGCUGAGGGCAUUCACUCCAUGGUGCUCAUUGAGGUUCUCUACUGGGUCAUCUAGAGCCUGUUGUUUGAGGAAUGCCGUCUUACAAGCCUACUCUGGACCCAGCAGCUGACUCCUUCUUCCACCCCUCUUCUCGCUAUCUCCUAUACCAAUAAAUACGAAGGGCUGUGGAAGAUCAGAGCCCUUGUUCACGAGAAGCAAGAAGCCCCCUGACCCCUUGUUCCAAAUAUACUCUUUUGUCUUUGUCUUUAUUCCCACGUUCAUCCUUUGUUCAGUCCAAUACAGGGUUGUGGGGCCCUUAAUAGUGCCAUAUUAAUUGGUAUCAUUAUUUCUGUUGUUUUUGUAUUUUUUUUUUUUUUUUUUUUUUUUUUUUUGAGACAGAGUCUCACUCUGUCACUCAGGCUGCAGUUCACUGGCGUGAUCUCAGCUCACUGCAACCUCUGCCUGCCAGGUUCAAGCACUUCUCGUACCUCAGACUCCCGAAUGGCUGGGAUUACAGACAGGCAUCACCACACCCAGCUAAUUUUUGUAUUUUUUGUAGAGAUGGGGUUUCGCCAAGUUGGCCAGCCCAGUCUCAAACUCCCGACCUCAGGUGAUCUGCCUGCCUCGGCCUCCCAGAGUGCUGGGAUUAUAAGAAUGAGCCACCGUGCCUGGCCUGUUUUAUUGUAUUGUAAUAUAUUUUAUUAUAUUAGCCACCAUGCCCGUCCUAUUUUCUUAUGUUUUAAUAUAUUUUAAUAUAUUACAUGUGCAAUAAUUAGAUUAUCAUGGGUGAGCUUUAUGAGUGAGUAUCUUGGUAAUGACUCCUCCUGACCAGCCCAGGACCAGCUUUCUUGUCACCUUGAGGUCUCCUCGCCCCGUCACUCCAUUAUGCAUUACUCUGUGUCUACUAUUAUGUGUGCAUAAUUUAUACCGUAAAUGUUUACUCUUUAAAUAGA